Messenger RNA from Neoarthrinium moseri, 1572 nucleotides. RefSeq lists its product as uncharacterized. The transcript has 2 exons. Gene Ontology annotation, biological process: transmembrane transport; allantoate transport; dipeptide transport. The record is from RefSeq and is a predicted model, not a curated record. Gene Ontology annotation, molecular function: dipeptide transmembrane transporter activity; allantoate transmembrane transporter activity. Gene Ontology annotation, cellular component: plasma membrane. Lineage: Eukaryota; Fungi; Ascomycota; Sordariomycetes; Amphisphaeriales; Apiosporaceae. Bases 1 to 1572 code for a protein of 523 amino acids.
AUGAAACCCAAACAUGCGAAGACCAAUGCACCAGAUACGACCGGUGUCGCGCCUGUUACCGUCACAAACGGGCAUGGCGACAUGGGAGAAAAGUCCAUCGGCAGAGGUGCAGAUGCUUUACUGGCAUAUGCUGACCCAUCCGGCGCCGUCUACCUGGAUGAAGCAACCAACCAAAGACUGCUGUGGAAGAUCGAUACGCGUGUGCUACCUUGGCUAUGCGGGCUGUAUAUCCUGCAGUACCUCGACAAAGGCGUCCUGAGCUAUUCCUCCGUGAUGGGCAUCUUGACCGAUGCGGAUCUGAGCACGAGCCAGUUCACCUGGCUGGGCAGCAUCUACUAUCUUGGCUACAUGACUGCCUUGCCCAUCCACAAUCGCGCGCUUCAGGUCUUCGUACCCUCAAAGUGGAUCGCGGGUAGCAUGGUAGCGUGGGGCCUCGUUCUUGCGUUCAUGACGCUCUGUAAUAGUUUCGCGGCCCUCAUGGUCCAGAGGGUGUUUCUUGGGAGUCUCGAGUCUGUAGUCAACUGCGGCUUUGUGCUUCUGACAGCCCGGUGGUAUCGCAAGUACGAGCACGCAGCGCGCGUGUCCAUUUGGAGUUCGUGCAAUGGCCUUGCGACCAUCGUCGGGGCCGUCAUCGCGUACGGCUGUCUGGCUGGAGUCGAGACCGGCCUCCACAUUGUACUGCCAUCCUGGAAGAUCAUGGCACUGUGCCUUGGACUCGUGUCCAUUGUCUACGGAGCUGCCAUGUUCCUCCUGAUGGCCCCGAGUUUGGUCGAGGCGCGCUUCUUCACCGAGGAGGAAAAGGUGCUCGCCGUCGAGCGAUUACGCCAGAACCAUCAGGGUAUCGGCUCGAGCGAGUUCAAGUGGUACCAGGUUCGCGAGGCCGUUUUAGAUGCUCGUACUUGGCUCUAUGUGCUUUUUGUUCUUACGUCGCAAAUCCCCACAGCUGGUCUGAGUCUGCUGUCCAGUCUGUUAAUCAAGUCGCUCAACUUUGACAGUAAGCAAACGCUCCUGCUCGGCAUGCCAGGCGGUGCUCUGCAGAUCAUCUUCCAGCUCUCAGCCGGCCUCAUCGCCGAUCGGACGCAGCAGCGCAGCCUGACAGCUCUUGUCAUGCAGCUCAUAUGCCUAUUUGCCGCCGGUCUGCUGAUCGGGCUGGCCAACGUCGGGACUCUGUACGACCGUGCUGGACAGCUGGCUGCAUACUUCAUCAUGGGCGGCGCCUCGGCCAUUGGCUACUUCUUGGUCCUCGCCACAGUGGCAUCAAAUGUACUUGGGACGACCAAGAAGACGACGACCAAUGUGAUCUUGUUCGUGUCCAUGGCGGCCGCCUAUCUGGUCGGGCCUCAGGUGUUCCGCGACCCGCCUUACUACUAUCGUGCGAAGUAUGCGACAGUGGGACUCUGGGUAGCGUCAGUAGUCAUCUUGAUGGUGCUAUACUAUAUGAAUAGGUGGGAAAACGAUAGACGGGAUAAGGCACAAGCUGUGUUGGCGCAAGAGGGAAUCGAAGCGGUGGCAAAUGUUGAGUUCCUCGAUCUUACGGACAGAGAGAAUGGUAACUUUCGCUACGUUCUUUAA